ACCCGUGGGAUCUCGAUGACCGGAUGUUGUGCACUUUGGGAACGUGUUCCCCAUGAACGAGGAAACCCUAACCCUGUGUUCGGAGCAGCGUUAAGACGAGCGUGGUGCGAAUGUUGUGUUGCAGAUCGGAUCAACAUGAUGCGAAUGGCUCGCGCUCUGCCAGAGCUAUGGCGCUACAAUCUGCCGGCGUCGAUGUGCCGGCGCGCGCCGUUGUGCAAGAUGCCUCUGACUCAAGAGGAGCCGCUUCCAGAGGUUCAACAGUUGGUGGUUACAGCGUCAGGGCCUGACAGGCCAGGCAUCGUGGCUAGGUUGAGUAAGCGGGUGCUGGAUUGCGGUGGCAAUGUAGAAGUCAGUAGGAUGGCAAGACUGGCUGGCGAGUUCUCAAUUUUAAUGCUCGUUACUUUUGACAUUACAACGGCACGGAAAGCCGAGCAGUUGCGCAACUCUCUUCUGCAGAUCGAAGGACUCCAGGUCAAUACGAGGUGGACUGCUAACGACAGUUUAAGUAAAGCACGACCUCAACACAAGUUUCGUAAGAUAUUGUUACGCGGGGUUGAUAAUCCUGGUCUUGUAUAUAACCUAACUGAGUACCUGUCAUCCCACGGGAUCAAUAUCGAGAGCCUUGAAACCUACACUCAGGAGGUAUCGCCAGGAAGUCCACCGCUUUUCAUGAUGGAGGGGGUAAUCGCAAUGCCCGUGGGAUUGUCGACUGCUACGUUUAUCCACAACCUGGACACUUUGCAAGCCACAUUAGGCGCAGAAAUCAGCAUAACAGAAUUGCUUAAUCCUGUUCGGAAGCUCGCUCCGUCUUCUCUUGAAGAAUCAAGUUGAGUAGAGUUUUCUGAGGAACUUGUGUAGUGAUCAAAUUUCUGUUUUCUUCUCAGUAGCGCAGAUACAGUCUUAGCAAUUUCGAAUAUUGAUACUUAACGAAGAUAUGUGUACCGUGUACCUUCAACUUCUUCGUUGAAAGUGAUUGUAAUUAUGCCAUCUUCAAUAUCACGGUUUGAGAUUCAUUUUGGAGCUAUUCA
Physcomitrium patens is the source of this 1028-nucleotide messenger RNA. RefSeq lists its product as uncharacterized. NCBI's taxonomy places the organism in Eukaryota, Viridiplantae, Streptophyta, Bryopsida, Funariales, Funariaceae. The record is from RefSeq and is a predicted model, not a curated record.